AGUACGGUCCGCCCGAUCCCAGCAACACGGACAGCUACCUAAUUAUCGGCCCGGCAGGAAAUGGCAGCUGGCGGACGGUGGCAGCAGAAGGAAGUUGUGGAGGCGGGCACGUGACCGUCUGGGAUACGCGGUAAUUCCAAAAUUUCAUCGGGCCAGGUCGGCCGCUCGACCUUGGUGCUCUUAACCCUGCACAGCGACUCCGCCAAAGCACAGGACCAGCUGUCAUUACAAUCGCUCUCUCGACCGUCUAGCUGCCCGCCAAUGCCUGCCACGACUCGUCUGUUAUAUACGGGGCCCAUCUGAAGAAUUAAACGCGCCAAAACCAUGGCGCGGCACAUUGAGCAGGACGUGCACGCCGCGUUUGUCGAAUUUCGCGCAGAGGAGGGCGACAAGUGCAUGUCGGUGCAGUGCAUCUACUGUCAGCAGGUGCGCGCGAAGAACACGACGCGCCAGAAGCAGCACCUGGCCCAGUGCGCCACCUACCUCCAAGCCCACCCCGACGUGGUCAUCGGCGGACCCUCCCACCCUCACCCUGGCGGCAUCGGUGGCAUCACCGACGCCGCCGCCGACGGCUAUGCCGACAGCCCCAGCCUCGACGGCUCGGCCGAUCCCACCACUGCCCUGAGCGGCUACCCCGCUCCCACCCCUACCCGCGUCCCCGGCGUCAAUGUCAACGUCAACGGCACCCCCAACAUCCAGCCUCCCCGCCACUCGCUGUCCACGCCCGCCGACGGAACCCCCUCGGCUAAGCGCCAGAAGGUCGCUAAGGCUAACACGUCGAGCCUCCCAGAGAUCCCUCUGCGCGAGGUCCAUGCCGCCUUCGUCGAGUUCCGCGUAAAGGACGACGACAAGUGCGUGUCGGCCCGCUGCAUCUACUGCAACCAGGUCCGCGCAAAGAACACGUCGCGCCAGCGCGACCACCUGCUGUCCUGCUCCGGCUACCAGUCGGUGCUCAAGGAGAAGAUCCCCGCCAACAACCUCCGCCACCAGUUCGACGAGGACGAUGUCGCCAGCUCGCUGGCCCUCCCUUCGCCCACCCUCGACCUCGACUUCCGGCUUAGCAUCCGCGUCAAGCCCAAGAUCAACGUCGGCACGGGCAACUUUGGCCGCCAGAGCUGGAUCUCGUGCAUCGGCGGGCAGUGGGCUGGCCGCUGGGGCAAGGGCACCGUCCUCCCCGGAGGCCAGGACAUGCAGACGACAGUCAAAGACAUGUCGACUCACAUCUCGGCCCGAUACCUGAUCCAGACGCAGGACGAUAACCCGGCCGUCAUCACCUGCAACAUCAAGGGCUGGUGGCUCGGCGAAAAGGACAUCAUGGAGCGGCUCCAAGAUCCCGUCGCGGCGGAUAACAUUGCUGCGCAGCGGUACAAGUUCCGCGUCACCAUGGAGCUCGAGACUGGCGAUCCGCGCUACGCCGAGAUCAACACGGGCAUCUGGGUUGGAAGCGGCUGCCGCCGAGGCGCCGAGAUUGUUUACGACGCCUACCGGGUCAACUGAGCCCUUCCGGCUCGUGGACCGCUCUCGGGCACAACAGAAUGGACGGCAAUUUUUUAACUGUGAUGACUUUGCCGAGCCAGCGCUAUCGCCGCAUGACCUUGCAGGGGCCUGGACGUAUCUUGUGUGUAUACCAUGUAUGAUAUGAUAAUUCGGGGAAUUUUUUUUAAAAGGUUUCGUGUGGCCCGAGGGGCCCCGACGCGGUGUAUUUAGCCGCGUCGCCUCUACAU
This is a messenger RNA of Lasiosphaeria miniovina, 1724 nucleotides long. RefSeq lists its product as uncharacterized. The coding region runs from base 325 to 1497 and encodes 390 amino acids. The record is from RefSeq and is a predicted model, not a curated record. The transcript has 4 exons. NCBI's taxonomy places the organism in Eukaryota, Fungi, Ascomycota, Sordariomycetes, Sordariales, Lasiosphaeriaceae.